Molecule: messenger RNA, 1024 nt
Organism: Hordeum vulgare subsp. vulgare (domesticated barley)
Lineage: Eukaryota; Viridiplantae; Streptophyta; Magnoliopsida; Poales; Poaceae
Exons: 2
Coding region: 145-867 (240 amino acids)
Molecular function (GO): protein binding
Source: RefSeq, a predicted model, not a curated record
AAACUACAUACAUACCCACAGGGACGACUUCAUAAUUUUCCUAAACUAGCAACGAGCAGAGAGGCGAGAGAGGGGAGUCAAAGAUAAACACGAGCAGCCGGAGGAUAGCCUGCCUGCGCGGCUGCGACGACUUAUUUCCCGGCGAUGUCGGCGGCGCAGGCUGCGAGCGCCAUCUCGCGGCCGUCCGCGAGUGCGCGGCUCAGGGUAGCUGCGUUCUUCACCGAUAAUCACAACCCCGGCCCGGCGCGCCUCUGCAUCCGACGACUCAGUGCGGAGAGAAUCUUUGCAGGGGUUCAAAUUGCAGCCUCCAACUUCAACAGAUCCAGAAUUUGCCAUGUUAAAAGUGGGGAUGCUGAUGGCUAUCCAAAAACUGAAGACGAGUUAGCUGACGAAGAAACCCUUCAGCGUAAUUUGGACAGGGCUAUCCGGGAAGAAGAUUAUGCCCGUGCUGCCAAAAUCCGGGAUGAUCUGCACGUCCUCCAUGAGGAUACUGAAGCUUCCGUCCUUGCAGCAAAUACACGAUUCUACAACGCUUUCAAGAAUGGAGAUUUUACUGCAAUGAACUCUAUCUGGGCUAAAGGAGACUAUGUGUAUGUUGUCCAUCCUGGGGCAGGUCGGAUAUCCGGUUACGAUGUGGUCUUGCAAAGCUGGGAGAUGGUUUGCAACGCGGAUUAUGAGUUCCCUCUAAACAUUGAGCUUAAGAACAUAGAGGUUCAUGUGCGUGGUGACCUUGGUUAUGUUACAUGCUUGGAGUUGGUUAAGACCAAAGGAAAAUCUUGGGGGAAGCAAAUUGCCACCAACGUCUUCGAGAAGAUAGAUGGCACAUGGUAUAUUUGCAUUCACCAUGCUUCACACAUCGAAGAAUAAAAUGCUGACACUUUCUGGUGGUUUAUGCUGUAUAUUACAUAGCCGUUGGCGUUAUAUGCCAUCUUGGGUUAUAUUAUAUAUGACUGGAAUUUACUAUUGCUCAUGGACUUGACACCUCAAGGAGGUGAAGUUCCAUAUCCAAGCUACUUAAACACAA